Ipomoea triloba (trilobed morning glory) is the source of this 670-nucleotide messenger RNA. RefSeq lists its product as uncharacterized. The transcript has 5 exons. Gene Ontology annotation, molecular function: RNA binding. The record is from RefSeq and is a predicted model, not a curated record. The coding region runs from base 123 to 512 and encodes 129 amino acids. NCBI's taxonomy places the organism in Eukaryota, Viridiplantae, Streptophyta, Magnoliopsida, Solanales, Convolvulaceae. Gene Ontology annotation, cellular component: nucleus.
CUUACUCUAGGUUUCAAGGGCGGUUUCCUGUUACUUGAUUCUCUCAUUCUCGUAAGCAUAUUCCUUUUUCUCUGUGUAAUUUGAAGGGUUAGGGUUCAUUUGAAGGGAAUCACGAAUCAGUAAUGGAGGAGAUAACUGAGGGAGUCAACAACAUUAACAUCGCCAGCGGUGACCUUCAGAAGAAGAACCGUAUUCAGGUCUCCAACACUAAGAAACCCCUCUUCUUCUAUGUCAAUCUUGCCAAGAGGUAUAUGCAGCAGCACAAUGAGGUGGAGCUUUCUGGUCUUGGAAUGGCUAUUGCCACUGUAGUCUCAGUAACUGAAAUUCUGAAGAACAAUGGAUUGGCUGUUGAAAAGAAGAUCAUGACAUCUACUGUUGAUGUUCGAGAUGAUUCAAGAGGGCGGCCAAUCACAAAAGCCAAAAUUGAGAUAGUGCUGGGGAAGAGUGAAAAAUUCGAUGAAACAAUUGCAGCAGCUGCUGAGAAGGACCAAGCUGGUGAUGAACUGAGUUAAACAUCAUUCCCACCGACAUCAUCUUCCUUAAUUUUUCUUCUCAAGUCAAGUUUUUGGCUUAAUGUUUUUCGUUGCUAAUACCAUGAACGUGUUGCUCUUAGAAUUGCUAAAAUGAACAUAACCAUCGUUAUGAAAAAUGCAAUUUUGUUUACUUGACA